Molecule: messenger RNA, 990 nt
Organism: Mytilinidion resinicola
Lineage: Eukaryota; Fungi; Ascomycota; Dothideomycetes; Mytilinidiales; Mytilinidiaceae
Product: P-loop containing nucleoside triphosphate hydrolase protein
Exons: 2
Coding region: 1-990 (329 amino acids)
Molecular function (GO): ATP binding; ATP hydrolysis activity
Source: RefSeq, a predicted model, not a curated record
AUGGAGGCCGAUGAACCGCCACCAAGUCCUGAAAUUUACGCCUUUCCCGACACAAUCAUUGGCUACAAUCUACGUAGCAAGAAGUGGGUGGACCUCGAGGUCGACCUGAUCCGAGAAAUCACCUGGAACAAGCAAUCGUUUGCGCACCUCGUCGUGGACAGCGAAACUAAAGAGCUGGUCCAAGCUCUGAUCACUAACCAAAUAGCCCGAGAGCAGGGCACUGACAUCAUCGAGAGCAAAGGCAACGGCCUCAUAAUCCUUCUCCACGGGGGCCCGGGCACAGGAAAGACAUUCACAGCCGAAAGUGUGGCAGAGAUGGCCGAGAAACCACUAUUCCGGGUGACGUGCGGCGACAUCGGCACGAAGCCAGAAGCAGUCGAAAAAUACCUAGAGUCUGUGCUCCACCUUAGCAAAAACUGGGGCUGCGUUGUGCUUCUCGACGAGGCCGAUGUUUUCCUAGAGCAGAGAACACUCACCGAUUUAGAGCGCAACGCUCUCGUUUCUGUGUUCCUCCGGGUGCUUGAAUACUACGAAGGUAUUCUAAUCCUGACCUCGAAUAGAGUUGGAACAUUCGAUGAGGCCUUUAAAUCCCGCAUCCAGCUCUCCCUCCAUUACGAAAACCUUACCAAAGGCCAACGCUACAAGAUCUGGAAGAACUUCCUCAACCGACUGAAAGACAUGGGCACAUCGCCCAAUGCAACAGUCACGAAGCCGGGGACCCGCGAACGUAAACUUGCGGGGCCUAUUGGCAUUGACUUCGAGGAUGUCGAGUGUUAUUUGAGCGAGCUUUCCGAGGUUGAGAUGAAUGGGCGCCAAAUCCGAAAUGCGAUUACGACAGCGAGACAAUUGGCUAAGUUCAAAAAAGAACUGAUGAAUUAUAGCCAUAUCAAGCACGUUAUCAAGGUGUCAGGCAAAUUUGAUAAAUACUUGAAUACUGUGCGAGAGGGGCUUUCGGAUGACCAGAUCGCAAGAGAUGACGGCGUCAGAUAA